CAUUUUUUUUCCGGCUUCCUCAUUUUUUUUUUGUUUGGUGAGAACUUUUUUCCAGGCCCAUUUUUUUCUAAGAUUAAGAAGGUAGGUGGAGUCAGACUGUGAAGUUUGCCUCACUCCCUCCCUCGCUCACACACACGCUGCCUUUCUUCCAUUCUGUCAUUGCCAUCUCGGCAGUACAGAGACUGUCCAUGUCCGGCUAUUCUAAGAGUGGAAGGGACAGCACACUUUGACUUUUCAAAGGAGGGAUUUUUUAUUUCUUCACAAGAACUAAAGGAUUUGCAAGACCCUAAAGAAGAGACAGUAAGAUAAAACUUGCUUUGAUUUUUCCAACUAUUUUGAAUAGACUUGUGAGGCAGGUGACAACCAGUUUUACCUCUGGAUUCUUUUCCAAAACAAGACCUGAAAUAGCAAUACGAGAGUUCAAGUUUUUUUUCUCUUUUUUUUUCAUUAGAUUUUACUAUAAAGCCAGUAACUGACUUAAAGCACAAUGGUUGCUGGAAUGCUGAUGCCAAUUCAUGAACUAAGAGCCAUCUAUGAAGUCCUAUUUCGAGAUGGUGUUAUGGUGGCUAAGAAGGACAAAAGACCUCAGAUCAAGCACCCUGAAGUACAAGAUGUGACCAAUCUCCAAGUAAUCCGGGCGAUGGGCUCUCUUAAAUCUAGAGGUUAUGUAAGGGAAACAUUUGCUUGGAGACAUUUCUACUGGUACCUGACCAAUGAUGGCAUUGUUUACCUGCGUGACUACCUCCACUUGCCUGCUGAGAUUGUUCCAGCCUCUCUUCAGAGGGUUAGAAAACCAGCUGCUACUCUGGACAUUGCCCACCGUGCUGACCGUGUCCAGUCUGUCCAAGGCCCUACAUCUUACGUUCCCAAGCCAGGUCGAAGGGAUGAAGCAGAGAGCCAAGAAGCAUUAACCGAACGCCAAGGCUACCGCCGUAAAAUUAUGGAUCCAGGAGAACGAAGGAAUUACGAAGAUAGGACCCCUAGGUUUAGGGGUCGUCCACUGACUGAAGAGCCAGUGUGUUCGAAGGUAUCACAGGAGGUUAGGGACCAGCAUCAACCUCUCUACAAGAGAGGACCAAGCUUCUACCGUGAAUCAGAGAAAGAGGUGGAAAACACAAAAAGAUCAACUCAUCAGGGCUCUAAUGUAAGACAUGAAAAGCAGGUAGUUUCACAGGAGAGUCAGAUGUUGGAUGUUCAGAUGAGGAACUACAGGUCUGUUCCUCUUCAAAGUGCAGCUUUGAAGCAGGAUGUGUCCCAGGCCACUGUGAUCUCCUCCUCAGUGGCCCUGCCAUUAUCAUUGGCUGCUGCUGGUGUGGCUGCAGGUGCAAUGACAUCAAAGAUGGCAGUUAGCUCCUCUUCUGCUGAAACACAUGUCAACAUUACAAAUACUGAGAAACGUGAGAUUACUAAAAGAAAAUCUUUGAAUUUCAUUGAAGGCACCAAUCCAUCUACAACAAAGCUUGAGAGUUUAGAAGUCAAAGAAGACAAGACAAAACUAGUUAAAGCCACUGUCACAGCUACAGUCAAUGAAAUGCCAAAGCCCAAACCGGUUGAUACAAUGGAAUGCGCUCAGAAAACAUCCAAAGUUUAUUCUGGCUCUGCAACCUCUAAAGAGACUAAACUGGUUGAUGCUGAUCCACGAAAGCACAACGAAGAAGUGAUUGAUGAAUCAGUUAAAGCACCUGAACAAAGGACUCUAGUGAAAGCUAAAGAAGAUGGUAACAAAGAGAAAAAUGCCAAAGUAAACCAGAGGAGCAUCAAAUCCAAUAAUGAUGACCAGACCAGCAGCCCACCGGGGACCAAUAAUGAAGCAGUUGAUGUCUCCAAAGUCACAAUGACCCAAAAUCCUGUGGAAGUAACCUUAACAGGUCUGAGGGCAAAACCUGAAACUGAUGGCACUCCUCCUAAAAUUGAACAAGUAAAAGAAUCCUCAUCAAAUGUAGUUAACACUACUCAUGAUGCAGAACGUGCUUCAGUAUCUCAAACAAAACAGGAAGAUCCACAAUUGAGCAAAAAGAAUGUAGAUGUUACGGAGACAAACAUUAAGCAGGAUGUCGAUAGUCCUACAGGGAUUUCACCUGUCAAGAAGGAUGAAAUGCUGCAGCCAGAGGAGGUCUCUAAAGGUUUUGGUCAGGGGCUAGUGCAGAAUGUGACCCAUGCAUCUCUUUCCACUCAAAAUGCUGUUAGAGUAGAGGAGGGUAAAGACUCCAAACAAGUAGGAGAAGCAACCCCCAAAUCUAAGAAAAAGAAAAAGAAAGCAUCAUCUGAGAUUCCUAAGAGCCCAGUUAAAGAGGAUCUGCCUCCAAUAAAGGCAGAGAAGAAAACAUCUGAAAACAACACUGAUGAAGCGAUGCUAGAAGAUACCCAAAAAACAGUAAUUACCAAUGAGUCUUUAACAGUUUUAACCUUCACAAAGAUGGAAGGGGAAAUCGGGGCUGAUGACAAAGCAGAUGAUGAUCACAAAAAGAUGGAUGCUGCGCUAAAGAAGGGGGCCCCUGUUAAAACUGAGAUUAUAUCAACAGAAUCCUCUACAGCAGUCUCUGCAGAUGUGCCAGUAAAACAGACACCUGAGGAAAUCAUUGUCAGCACAGCAGGAGAAGAGCCCCUUAAAUCUAAGAAAAAGAAAAAGAAAGUAUCACCUGAGAUUUCUAAGAGCCCAAUUAAAGAGGAUCUGCCUCCAAUAAAGGCAGAGAAGAAAACGUCUGAAAACAACACUGAUGAAGCGAUGGUAAAAGAUACCCAAAAAACAGUAAUUACCAAUGAGUCUUUAACAGUUUUAACCUCCACAAAGAUGGAAGGGGAAAUCAGAGCUGACGACAAAGCAGAUGAUGAUCACAAAAAAAUGGAUGCUAAGCCAAAGAAUGCGGGCCCUGUUAAAAUUGAGAUUAUAUCAACAGAAUCCUCUACAGUAGUCUCUAGAGAUGUGCAAGUAAAAGAGACACCUGAGGAAAGCAUUGUCACAACAGCAGGAGAAGAGACCCCCAAAUCCAAGAAAAAGAAAAAGGUUUCAUCUGAGAUUUCUAAGAGCCCAAUUACAGAGGAUCCGCUUUCAGUAAAGGCAGAGAAGAAAAUGUCUGAAAAAUCCAAUGAACCGAUUCAUGAAGAUACCCAAAAAACAAUAAUUACCAAUGAGUCUUUAACUGUGUUCACCUCCAUAAAGACAGAAGGCAAAAUCAGGGCUGACGACAAAGCAGAUAUAGACCACAAAAAAGUGGAUGCUGAGCUAAAGAAGGGGGACCCUGUAAAAACUGAGAUUAUAUCAACAGAAACCUCUACAGCAGUCUCUACAGAUUUGCAAGUAAAACAGACACCUGAGGAAAUCAUUGUCAGCACAGCAGAAGAAGAGACCCCCAAAUUAAAGAAAAAGAAAAAGGUUUCAUCUGAGAUUUCUAAGAGCCCAAUUACAGAGCAUCCACUUUCAAUAAAGGCAGAGAAGAAAAUGUCAGAAAAAACCCAUGAAGCGAUGCUAGAAGAUACCCAAAAAACAAUAAUUACCAAUGAGUCUUUAACUGUGUUCACCUCCAUAAAGACAGAAGGCAAAAUCAGGGCUGACGACAAAGCAGAUAUAGAACACAAAAAAGUGGAUGCUGAGCUAAAGAAGGGGGACCCUGUAAAAACUGAGAUUUUAUCAACAGAAACCUCUACAGCAGUCUCUACAGAUGUGCAAGUAAAACAGACAUCUGAGGAAAUCAUUGUCAGCACAGCAGAAGAAGAGACCCCCAAAUUAAAGAAAAAGAAAAAGGUUUCAUCUGAGAUUUCUAAGAGCCCAAUUACAGAGGAUCCACUUUCAAUAAAGGCAGAGAAGAAAAUGUCAGAAAAAACCCAUGAAGCGAUGCUAGAAGAUACGCAAAAAACAAUAAUUACCAAUGAGUCUUUAACUGUGUUCACCUCAAUAAAGACAGAAGGCAAAAUCAGGGCUGACGACAAAGCAGAUAUUGACCACAAAAAAGUGGAUGCUGAGCUAAAGAAGGGGGCCCCUGUAAAAACUGAGAUUAUAUCAACAGAAUCCUCUACAGCAGAUGCGCAAGUAAAAGAGACACCUGAGGAAAUCAUUGUCAGCACCACUACUCCGGAACAGAUGUGUCGGAAAUUAAAGACCACACUCCCUGAUAUGGAACCCUCAAAAUCCAAGGAAGCAACUGCUCCUAGUGUGGAAACAGUGACAGCGCAAAAAAUGAGUCAAGUUGAGAACAUGCAAGAAAAUGGAAAACUUGAAGCAAUACCAGCAAAGCAGUCAGACUCUCCAGAAAUCACUGUUGAGGCUACAUCUCUUCUGAGUGCAGAGAAAAUUACAGACAAGCCGACAAAAGGGAAGAAAAAAGGAAAAGGGAAAAAAAUAAUUGUGUCACCAGAAGUAGAAACUAAAAAUGCAUGGUCUGUCCCUAUGACUGAAGGAGAAACAUUGCAUUCUACUGACAUAUCAACACUGUCCAAGGCUGCGGACAAGGAUAGGCCUCUGGCCUCUGAAAUGACAGAAACUAAAGUUCCUUUAAAGAUGAUUCCUGAAAGAAUGUGCAGUGAGGAAGUCAGACAGGCAGCAGCUGUGCUCUCUGAGGCCCCUAUACACAAAGGGGAGGUGGAGCUAACACAGCCCUCUGCAGAAAAAACCAAGCGGGAGGUUCCGAAAGCAAAAACAUCUUCCAGUGUGAGGAAAGCACCCGCACCCGAAGAUUUAGCGUCAGCUGAGGCACUGGCCAGCCCUCUCUCCAGGCAAGAAGAGCCUCCCAGAGUUGCACAACAUUCAGCCAGGCAGGCAGCAGAGUGCAGCACACAGGAAAGGCUCUCUGUCUCUGAGACCUUAAAGCACGAAGAAGAUAAGAAGAGGGACUUGCUGGAGGACACACCCUCUGCUACUGCCACACCCGCAGUCCAGCCUGACCAGCCUUACCUUGGGGAUAUCAGUGAGUCUGAAAUAGUUGACACUGACGAGGCCACUAUGAGGAAGAAAAUAGUAGUAGUGGAGGAGAUAGUUGAAGUGAAGCAGAUCGUUAGCCCUCAGGCAACUGGGGAGCAGUCACCUCCCCCACCUGUGAAGACUGAGGUGGAUGAAGAGGAGCUGGACUUGGAUGUUCUGGAGGAAAUCGCUAUAGAGCGAGCUCUUUUGUCCGGGGCUGCAGGGGUCAAGGUGCAAGGAGCUUCACCUGAGUCUGACUGGGACCACUCACUGGGGGAGCCAGAGGAGAAGACAUGGCCUAACUUCAUUGAAGAUGAGCGAGAUCGAGUACAGAAGAAAACCUUCACAAAAUGGGUUAACAAGCAUUUGAUGAAGUCACAGCGCCAUGUGACAGAUCUAUAUGAAGACCUUCGGGAUGGACAUAACCUGAUCUCACUGUUGGAGGUCCUCUCCGGGGAAACUCUGCCGAGGGAGAAAGACAUGGUCAGGAGCGUUCGGCUGCCCAGAGAGAAAGGACGCAUGCGGUUCCACAAACUGCAGAAUGUACAGAUUGCUCUGGACUUCCUGAAACACCGACAGGUCAAGCUGGUUAACAUCCGAAAUGACGACAUAGCGGACGGAAACCCCAAGCUGACAUUGGGGUUAAUAUGGACCAUCAUCCUCCACUUCCAGGUCUCCUCCUCUAUCUCAGACAUUCAGGUCAAUGGCCAGUCAGAGGACAUGACAGCCAAGGAGAAGCUGCUGCUCUGGUCCCAGAGGAUGACAGAAGGCUACCAGGGAAUCCGCUGUGACAACUUCUCCACCAGCUGGAGGGACGGCAAACUCUUCAACGCCGUCAUACACAGGCACUACCCCAGGCUCAUUGACAUGGGCAAAGUAUACCGACAGACCAACCUGGAAAAUCUGGAACAGGCCUUCAGUGUGGCAGAAAGAGACCUGGGAGUGACCCGCCUGCUGGACCCUGAAGAUGUUGAUGUCCCACAUCCUGAUGAAAAAUCCAUCAUCACUUAUGUUUCAUCUCUAUAUGACGUCAUGCCUCGCGUUGAUGUCCGCGAUGGUGCCAGGGCUAAUGACUUGGAGCUGCGCUGGCAGGAGUACUAUGAGCUGGUGACCCUUCUGCUCCAGUGGAUCCGCCACCAUAUCACCAUCUUCGAGGAGAGGAAGUUCCCCAGCAGCUAUGAAGAGAUCGAGCUUCUUUGGCGUCGGUUCUUAAAGUUCAAGGAGACAGAGCUGCCACCAAAAGAGUCUGAAAAGAGCCGCUCUAAACAAAUCUACCAGUCAUUUGAGAGUGCGGUUCAUGCUGGCCAGGUUAAGGUACCCCCCGGCUACCAUCCCAUCGAUGUGGAGAAGGAGUGGGGCCGACUUCACGUGUCCAUACUUGAGAGAGAACGACUCCUAAGGAUUGAGUUUGAGAGAUUGGAGAGGCUGCAGAGGAUUUUCAGUAAAGUCCAGAUGGAGUCCGGGAUGUGUGACGAUCACCUCAAUCAUCUGGAUAGCCUGCUGCAGAAGGACAUCGCUCUGCUGAAUGCAGGGAAACCAGCUCAGCACACAGCAGAGGUGGACCGUGAGCUGGACAAGGCAGAAAACACGAUCCGCCUGCUUUUUAAUGAUGUUCAGAUGCUCAAGGAUGGGCGCCACCCGCAGGCAGAACAGAUGUAUCGCAGAGUUUACCGUCUUCAUGAGCGUCUGGUGAACUUGCGCAGCGAUUACAACCUUCGUCUGAAGGCUUCCACUGUCCAGGCCCCCAUAACACAGACGCAGCAACAGACCAGUAUGAAGGUGCGGCCAGAGAUAGAUGAUGUUACGCUGCGUUAUGUCCAAGACCUUCUGGCCUGGGUGGAAGAGAACCAGCGGCGCAUUGAUAAAGCCGAGUGGGGAUCAGAUCUGCCUUCUGUGGAGUCCCAGCUGGGCAGCCACAGGGGUCUGCAUCAGACUGUGGAGGACUUCAAAUCCAAGAUUGAACGUGCCAAAUCUGACGAGAGCCAGUUAUCACCUAUCAGCAAGGGGACGUACCGAGAAUACCUGGGUAAACUGGACCUGCAGUAUGGCAAACUGCUGAACUCCUCUAAAUCCCGACUGAGGAACUUGGAGUUGCUGCACGGCUUUGUUACCGCGGCGACCAAAGAGCUGAUGUGGCUGAACGACAAAGAAGAGGAGGAGGUCAACUAUGACUGGAGUGACAGGAACACCAACAUGACAGUGAAGAAAGAAAAUUACUCUGGCCUCAUGCGAGAGUUGGAGCUAAGAGAGAAGAAGGUUAAUGACAUCCAGGCUAUGGGAGACAAACUUGUCAGAGAUGGACAUCCUGGGAAGAAAACCGUUGAGGCCUUCACAGCUGCUCUGCAGACUCAGUGGAGCUGGAUCCUGCAGUUGUGCUGCUGCAUAGAAGCUCACCUUAAAGAAAACACAGCUUAUUACCAGUUCUUUGCUGAUGUAAAAGAAGCUCAGGAGAAGAUGAAGAAGAUGCAAGAUAGCAUGAAAAAGAAAUACAAUUGCGACCGCUCUACCACUGCCACACGCCUGGAGGAUCUCCUGCAGGAUGCUGUGGAGGAAAAGGAACAUCUAAAUGAAAUGAAUACUUUGCUCACUGGACUGAACAAGAGGUCUAAGUCUAUCGUCCAGCUAAAACCUCGCAAUCCCACCACACCCAUCAAAGGCAAGCUGCCCAUCCAGGCUGUCUGCGACUUCAAGCAACAAGAGAUCACAGUCCAUAAAGGAGAGGAGUGUGCUCUACUCAACAACUCCCAGCCCUUCAAGUGGAAGGUCUUAAAUCGCUCUGGAAAUGAAGCAGUGGUUCCCUCAGUCUGCUUCCUUGUUCCUCCAGUCAACAAGGAGGCAGUGGACAGUGUAUCAAGUCUGAAUUCAAAUCUUCAGCAGAUGUCCUCCAUGUGGCAAAUACUUCACAUUAACAUGAAGAGUCUGCUGUCAUGGCAGUACCUGACCAGAGAUUUUACACAGAUCCGCUCCUGGAACACCAGCAUGUUAAAGACCAUGAAACCAGAGGAGUACCGGCUGGUCAUGAGAAACCUGGAGGGCCACUAUCAAGACUUCUUGCGCGACAGCCAGGACUCUCAGCUCUUCAGCCCUGCUGACCGUAUGCAGGUGGAGGAGGACUACAACAAAGUUAGCCAGCAUUUUGACAACCUGCUUCGCUCCAUGGAGAAAGGUCAACAGGAUGAGACUCUGUGCAAGAACUACAUUUCUGAGAUCAAGGAUCUCCGCCUGCGUAUAGAGGACUGUGAGUCACAGACUGUGGCUCGCAUCCGCAAACCGCUGGAUAAAGACCCUCUGAAGGACUGCAGCCAGAAACGAAAAGACCAGCAGAAAGUCCAAGGAGAACUUGAGGGACUUAAGAAGGACCUGGAUAAGGUGUCUGUGAAAACACAGCAGGUGUUGGCUUCUCCUCAGCAGCCUGCCUCCGCGCCAGUGCUGCGCUCAGAACUGGAUGUUACUGUGCAGAAGAUGGACCAUGUCCACAUGCUCUCUUCUGUUUACCUAGAGAAGCUGAAGACUAUAGACAUGGUCAUCCGUAACACUCAGGGAGCUGAGGGGGUCCUGAAACAGUAUGAGGACUGUUUGCGUGAGGUCCAUGCUGUACCCAGUGACAUCAAGGAAGUAGAGACUCAAAGAUCAAAGCUUAAGAAAAUGCGAGCUGAGGCUGAGAGUGAGCAGCCGGUGUUCGACUCGUUGGAGGAGGAGCUGAAGAAAGCCUCCACCGUCAGUGACAAGAUGUGCCGUGUGCACACUGAGCGAGAUAUUGAGCUGGACCACUAUCGCCAGCUGACCACCAGUCUCGAGGACCGCUGGAAAGCCGUGUUCACCCAGAUUGACCUUCGCCAGAGAGAGCUGGAGCAGCUCGGCCGACAGCUCGGCUACUACCGUGAGAGCUACGACUGGCUCAUCCGCUGGAUAGCCGAUGCCAAGCAAAGGCAGGAGAAAAUCCAAGCUAUGCCCAUCACAGACAGUAAAACUCUGAAAGAUCACCUGUCACAGGAGAAGAAACUGCUGGAGGAGAUUGAACAGAAUCAAGGAAAAGUUGAUGAGUGUCAAAAGUAUGCCAAAGCAUACAUUGAUACAAUCAAGGACUAUGAGCUGCAGUUGGUCGCCUACAGAGCUCAGGUGGAGCCUCUCGCUUCUCCUCUGAAGAAGGCUAAACUCGAUUCUGCCUCUGACAACAUCAUUCAGGAGUAUGUAACUCUAAAGACUAAGUACAGCGAGCUGAUGACUCUUACAAAUCAAUACAUCAAGUUCAUCAUCGACAUGCAGCAACGUUUGGAGGACGAGGAGAAAGCUGCACAGAAACUCAAAGCAGAAGAGCAAAAAAAGAUGGCGGAGAUGCAGGCUGAGUUAGACAAACAGAAGCAGUUAGCUGAAACUCAAGCAAAGGCCGUUGCUAACGCUGAGAAAGAGGCCCGUGAGCUGAAGCUGAAAAUGCAGGAAGAAGUAAACAGGAGAGAAGUUGCUGCUGUAGAUGCGGAAAACCAAAAGCAAAACAUCCAGCUGGAGCUAAGUGAGCUUAAAAACCUCUCAGAGCAACAAAUCAAAGACAAAAGCCAGCAAGUGGAUGAAGCUCUUCAAAGUAGACUCAAGAUUGAAGAGGAAAUCCGUCUUAUAAGACUUCAGCUUGAGACAACCGUAAAUCAAAAGGCUACCGCAGAAUCUGAGGUCAAGCAACUUCGCGAUAGAGCUGAGGAAGCAGAAAAACUCAGAAAGGCUGCCCAGGAGGAGGCCGAAAAGCUCCGUAAACAGGUCAGCGAGGAGACACAGAAAAAGCGCAUGGCCGAGGAGGAACUUAAGCGCAAAUCUGAGGCAGAGAAGGAAGCAGCGAAACAAAAACAAAAAGCCCUUGAAGACCUUGAAAACCUCAGAAGGCAGGCUGAAGAAGCUGAGAGACAAGUCAAGCAAGCAGAGGUUGAAAAAGAAAAACAAAUCAAAGUAGCUCAUGAGGCAGCCCAGAAGAGCGCUUCUGCUGAACUCCAGAGCAAACACAUGUCAUUUGCAGAAAAGACCUCCAAAUUGGAGGAAUCACUCAAGCAAGAGCACGGCGCCGUGCUUCAGCUGCAACAAGAAGCAAAUCGUCUCAAGAAACAACAAGAGGAUGCAGAAAACGCCAGAGAAGAGGCUGAAAAAGAACUUGAAAAAUGGAGACAGAAAGCCAAUGAAGCCCUUCGUCUAAGACUCCAAGCUGAAGAAGAAGCACACAAAAAGACUGUAGCCCAAGAAGAAGCCGAAAAACAAAAGGAGGAUGCAGAACGGGAGGCAAAGAAGAGAGCCAAAGCGGAAGAGUCAGCUCUGAAGCAGAAGGAAAUGGCAGAGCAAGAACUUGAGAGGCAGAGGAAGGUAGCUGAGAGCACAGCUCAGCAGAAGCUCACAGCAGAACAGGAGCUCAUUCGACUGAGGGCAGAUUUUGACAAUGCAGAGCAACAGAGAUCCUUGCUUGAAGAUGAACUCUAUCGUCUGAAAAAUGAAGUCAUUGCUGCACAGCAACAAAGAAAAGAACUAGAAGAUGAACUGGCCAAAGUGAGGAGCGAGAUGGAUUUACUUAUUCAGUUGAAGUCUAAGGCGGAAAAGGAGUCUAUGUCCAACACAGAGAAAAGUAAACAACUUCUUGAAGCAGAAGCCUCCAAGAUGAAGGACCUGGCUGAUGAAGCAAGUCGACUCAGAGCCAUUGCAGAGGAAGCCAAGCAUCAGCGGCAAAUUGCAGAGGAAGAAGCAGCUCGGCAGAGAGCGGAGUCUGAGCGGAUUCUCAAAGAGAAGCUUGCUGCGAUCAGUGAAGCAACCCGCCUUAAAACAGAGGCUGAGAUUGCGUUGAAAGAGAAGGAGGCAGAAAACGAGAGGCUCAGGCGCCAAGCUGAGGAUGAGGCUUACCAGAGGAAAUCCCUCGAGGACCAGGCAAACCAGCACAAGCAAGACAUAGAAGAAAAGAUAGUCCAGCUUAAAAAGUCAUCGGAGGUUGAAAUGGACAGACAACGAGCAUUAGUGGAUGACACGCUCAAGCAGAAGCGGAUUGUUGAAGAAGAAAUCCGAAUUCUUAAGCUUAACUUUGAAAAGGCUUCAUCUGGAAAACUCGAUCUUGAGCUAGAACUUAACAAGCUGAAAAACAUUGCAGAAGAAACUCAACAAAGCAAGCUUAGAGCUGAAGAGGAGGCUGAGAAGCUGAGGAAGCUUGCCCUGGAGGAAGAGAAGAGGAGAAGAGAAGCAGAAGAAAAGGUCAAGAAGAUUGCCGCUGCGGAAGAAGAGGCGGCCAGACAACGCAAGGCAGCCCAAGAUGAGCUUGAACGUCUGAAAAAGAAAGCAGAAGAAGCCAGAAAGCAGAAAGAUGAAGCUGAUAAAGAAGCUGAGAAACAGAUUGUUGAAGCCCAACAAGCUGCCCUCAAAUGCAGUGCAGCAGAGCAGCAAGUGCAAAGCGUCCUUGCUCAACAGAAAGAGGACAGCUUAAUGCAGAAGAAGCUUAAGGAAGAGUAUGAGAAAGCCAAGAAGCUUGCUAAAGAGGCAGAGGCGGCUAAGGAAAAGGCAGAAAGAGAAGCAGCUCUUCUUCGUCAACAAGCAGAGGAGGCAGAAAGACAAAAGGCUGCUGCUGAGCAGGAAGCCAUCAUCCAAGCCCAAGCUCAGGAAGAUGCUGAGAGGUUGAGGAAGGAGGCUGAAUUUGAAGCUGCUAAGCGAGCACAGGCAGAGGCUGCAGCUCUCAAGCAGAAACAACAAGCCGAUGCUGAAAUGGCAAAGCACAAAAAGCUGGCUGAGCAAACACUUAAACAGAAGUUUCAAGUGGAACAAGAGCUGACAAGGGUUAAACUUCAGCUUGAUGAAACGGAUAAACAGAAGUCUGUCCUGGAUGAUGAGCUCCAGCGCCUUAAGGAUGAAGUUGAUGAUGCUGUCAAGCAAAAAGCCCAGGUGGAAGAUGAACUGUUCAGAGUUAAGGUUCAGAUGGAGGAGCUACUCAAACUAAAAUUGAAAAUUGAGGACGAAAACCAGCGGCUAAUCAAAAAGGACAAAGAUAACACACAAAAGUUCCUUGCUGAGGAGGCUGAGAAUAUGAAAAAGCUUGCAGAAGAUGCUGCUAGGCUCAGUGUUGAGGCCCAAGAGGCUGCUCGCUUAAGACAAAUUGCAGAAGAUGAUCUCAACCAGCAGCGAGCACUGGCGGACAAAAUGCUCAAAGAGAAAAUGCAAGCCAUUCAAGAGGCAUCCAAACUCAGAGCUGAGGCUGAGAUGCUCCAAAAGCAGAAAGAUCUAGCUCAAGAGCAGGCUCAAAAGCUUCUGGAGGAUAAACAGCUGAUGCAGCAGCGUCUAGAGGAGGAGACAGAGGAGUACCAGCGAACACUUGAAGCGGAAAGAAAAAAGCAAAUUGGUAUCUUGGCUGAAGCUGAAAAACUAAAACUUCAGGUCUCUCAGCUCAGUGAUGCUCAGGCCAAAGCUGAAGAAGAGGCCAAAAAAUUCAAGAAACAGGCUGAUACCAUUGCAGCCCGCCUUCACGAGACUGAAAUCGCAACAAAGGAAAAAAUGACUACUGUCGAAAAACUGGAAUAUGAGAGACAAAACACAAGCAAAGAGGCUGAUGAUUUACGCAAAGCAAUCGCAGACCUAGAGAAUGAGAAGGCUAGACUGAAAAAAGAGGCUGAGGACCUUCAAAAUAAAUCAAAAGAGAUGGCUGAUGCACAGCAAAAACAAAUUGAGCAUGAGAAGACUAUGCUUCAGCAGACAUUCUUGACAGAAAAGGAGCUACUUUUGCAGAAGGAGAAGCUUAUUGAGGAGGAAAAGAAGAGACUUGAAAGCCAGUUUGAGGAGGAAGUAAGAAAGGCAAAAGCUCUAAAAGAUGAGCAAGAACGCCAGAGACAGCUGAUGGAAGAGGAGAAGAAGAACCUUUUAGCUACCAUGGACGCAGCACUUAGCAAACAGAAAGAGGCAGAGCAAGAGAUGAUUAACAAGCAAAAAGAAAUGCAAGAACUAGAGAGAAAGAGAUUAGAACAAGAACGGAUUCUUGCCGAAGAAAACCAGAAAUUACGUGAAAAAUUGCAGCAGCUUGAAGCCCAAAAAGAAACUAAUAUUAACACUGUUCCAGGCAAAGAGCAUGUCCAUUUGACAACAGUUGAAAUAACAAAGACAAUUUAUAAUGGUCAAGCCAUUGACACUGUAGAUGGUGUAGAAAAGAAACCAGAUCCUUUAGCUUUUGAUGGCAUCCGUGAUAAGGUACCAGCAAGCAGACUCCAUGACCUUGGGCUUUUACCCAAGAAGGAGUUUGACAAGCUUAAAGAUGGCAAAACCACUGUUCAGGAGCUUAGUAAAACUGAAAAUCUCAAACAAAUUCUUAGAGGAAAGCAGGCAAUUGCUGGUGUUUUAACACCAAAUAAUCAAAAAAUGUCAAUUUAUCAAGCUUCAAAGGAAAAAUUUAUUACUCCUGGUACAGCAAUGAUCCUCCUUGAGGCACAGGCAGCCACAGGUUACAUGUUAGAUCCCAUUAAGAAUAAGAAACUUACUGUUAAUGAGGCAGUCAAGGAAGGUUUGAUUGGCCCUGAACUACAUGACAAAAUGCUUUCAGCCGAAAGGGCUGUUGUUGGCUACAAAGAUCCCUACACUGGUGGAAAGAUCUCUGUUUUUGAAGCAAUGAAGAAAGAUCUGAUAGACCGUGACCAUGCAAUCAGAAUCCUUGAAGCCCAGCUUGGCACUGGUGGCAUUAUUGAUCCUGUCAACAGUCAUCGUGUUCCCAAUGAAAUAGCCUAUAAACAGGGACAGUACGAUGCAGAAAUGAAUAAGAUAAUGGCAAAACCAUCAGAUGAUGCAAAGGGAUACUUUGACCCCAGUACUCAGGAACCACUGACAUAUUCUGAGCUUAUGGCAAGAUGCACUGCUGACCCAGACACCAAUCUGUUAAUUCUGCCAAUCACAGAAAAAGCAGCUCAGUGCUCCAGUAUUUACACAGAAGAAGAGACAAAAGAUGUUUUCAGCAAAACAACAGUAUCUGUACCCUUUGGAAGAUUCAAGGGUAAAACCGUCACAAUUUGGGAGAUAAUAAACUCAGAAUAUUUCACGGAAGAUCAGAAGAAGGACCUUCUUCGGCAGUACAAGACAGGCAAAAUAACCAUUGAAAAAAUAAUAAAGAUUGUUAUUACUGUGGCUGAGGAAAAGGAGAAGAAAAAGGAAAUUACCUUUGAUGGUUUGAGAACACCUGUUCCUGCCAGUGAGCUCCUGGAAUCUAAAGUCAUUGAUAAUGAUCUUUAUAACAAAUUGCUAAAGGGUAGUGUGUCAGUUAAGGAUGUCUCAGAGUUGAAACCAGUUCACAAAGCACUCCAGGGUACAGACUGCAUUGCAGGGGUACUCAUUAACUCAUCAAAGGAGACAAUGUCAUUUUAUCAAGCUAUGAAGAGGGACAUCAUGAGAGCAGGACUUGCUUUGAAAUUGCUUGAAGCCCAAGCAGGAUCGGGCUACGUGGUUGACCCUGUGCAAAACCAAAAGUACACUGUUGAUGAGGCGGUCAAAGCUGGGGUUGUUGGUCCUGAGCUGCAUGAAAAGCUCCUGUCUGCGGAGAGAGCAGUUACUGGUUACAAAGAUCCUUACACUGGAAACACUGUUUCUCUCUUCCAAGCAAUGAAGAAAGAUCUUAUUCCAAAAGAGCAAGGUAUCAGACUCCUCGAUGCCCAAAUGACCAGUGGUGGAAUCAUUGAUCCAGUAAACAGCCAUCGCAUACCUCAUGAUGUUGCUUGCCAGAGAAAUUACUUAGAUGAUGAUAUGAAACAGCGUCUACACAGUCCAACUGAUGAAACUAAGUGUUUCUUUGAUCCAAACACAAAAGAAAAUGUCACAUACUCACAGUUGUUUGAAAGAUGUGUUACUGACAAGAAAACUGGUCUUAAGCUUCUUCCACUUAGUGAUGAAGCAAUCAAUGAUAAAGAAGAAUCAACAUACACUGAGGCCCAGGCAAAAGAGGCUAUGACACAGGCAACUCUGGAGCUUGAUCAUGGACCAUUUAAAGGCAGAAAGAUGACACUCUGGGAAAUAAUCAACAGUGACUAUUUCACUGAAGAACAGAGAUUAGAACUGCUUAGACAGUUUAGAACAGGAAAAGUUACAAUUGAAAAGAUUAUUAAGAUCAUGAUUACCAUUGUAGAAGAGAAGGAGGCCAUGAAAAAGGAACAAUCCAGCUUUAAGGGACUCCGAGAUUAUGCUCCAGCGGACUCUCUUUAUGACUCCAAAAUAAUUGACAAAACAACCUUUGACCUUCUUCAAAAAGGCAAAACAAAACCUAAGAAAGUCAGUGAGGAUCCACAAGUAAGUAAAUACCUCCGGGGCACUGAAAGUAUUGCUGGAAUCUACCUGGACCCAACAAAUGAAAAAAUUAGUAUUUAUCAGGCCAUGAAGAAAAAACUUCUUAGGCACAACACUGGCCUUUUGCUUCUCGAGGCUCAGGCAGCCACUGGUUUCAUGGUAGAUCCAGUGAAAAACCAAUGUCUUUCAGUAGAUGAGGCAGUGAAGGCAGGACUUGUUGGUCCAGAGCUCCAUGAAAAACUCCUCUCUGCAGAAAAAGCUGUCACAGGUUACAAAGAUCCAUUCACAGGAAAGAAAAUCUCUCUUUAUGAAGCAAUGCAAAAAGAUCUUAUACUCAGAGAACAUGCCAUCCCCCUGCUGCAAGCACAGAUGUUCAGUGGUGGAAUCAUUGAUCCUGUAAACAAUCACCGUGUACCAACAGAUGCUGCAUACCAAAGGCAAAUUUUCAGUAAGGAAGUGGCCAAGACCUUGUCUGAAUCUUCAGUUGAAAGCAAACCUUUCUCCGAUCCAGAAACUGAUGAGAAUGCAAGUUACAAGCAACUUAAAGACAAAUGCAAAAAAGAUAAAGACACAGGCCUGUACAUCCUUCCCCUCUCCAAACCCCAGUCUCCAACUGUUGUGGAGAAGACAUAUCUUUAUACAGAACAGCAAACUCAGAGUGAUCUUACCAGCACCCAGAUUGACAUUCCAAUUGAGGGCCUUGCUGAUAAGCCAAUGAACCUCUGGGAUGUCAUGAACUCAAAUUUGCUUCCAGAGCAGGAGAGGGAGAAACUCUUGGAAGAAUACCGUUCUGGCAAAAUCACUAAAGAACGGAUGAUCAUCAUUAUAAUUGAGAUAAUGGAGCAAAGAGAAGUGAUCAGAAAUGACAGUGCAUUGUCGUAUAAGACCAUAAGAAGAAGGAUAACUAUUGAGGAGCUCUACAGUGCCCGCAUCAUUGAUCUGGAGACAUACAACCUUCUGAAACAAGGCAAGAGAGAUAUUUGUGAUAUAAUGGAGAUGACCAGUGUAAAACAGUAUCUCUAUGGCACAGGCUGUGUUGCUGGUGUCACAACAGACUCAAGCUCCAAGAUUAGCAUAUAUCAAGCAAUGAAAAGAGGUUUUAUUAAACCAGAAAUAGGCCUCAGUCUCUUGGAGGCACAAGCUGCAACAGGCUUUAUUAUUGACCCAAUAAAGAGUGAAACACUCACUGUUGAUGAAGCUGUUCGUAAGGAAGUUGUUGGACCCGAGAUCCAUGACAAACUGCUUUCAGCUGAAAGAGCUGUCACUGGAUACAAGGAUCCAUACAGUGGGAAGAUCAUAUCUCUUUUCCAGGCCAUGAAAAAGGAUCUUGUUCCAGAGGAUUAUGCCCUAAAAAUGUUGGAGGCGCAAACUGCUACUGGAGGCAUCAUUGAUCCAGAAUUCCAGUUUCAUCUUCCAGCUGACAUUGCAUUGCAAAGAGGUUAUAUUAACAAGGAAACCAAUGAGAAGCUGACAGACAAUGUCAAGGGUUUCAUCGAUCCAGUUACAGAUGAACAACUGUCAUACGCCCAGCUCCUCAAAAGAUGCAAGUUAGAAGGUGGAUUGCGCCUACUGUCCUUGGGAGAUAAGAGACUAACAUUCAAGGGAUUGAGAAAACAGAUCACAAUGGAGGAGCUGAUCCGAUCACAAAUUAUUGACCAGCAGACUGUCACUGAAUUGAAUGAGGGCCUACUUUCAGUGGAGGAAGUUAGCAAUAGACUCUCAAGAUAUCUCGAGGGCACAGGGUGUAUUGCUGGUGUGUUCUUGGAGUCAAACAAAGAGCGUCUUUCCAUUUACCAGGCCAUGAAGAAAAACAUGAUAAGACCAGGCACUGCAUUUGAACUGCUUGAGGCUCAGGCGGCCACAGGAUAUGUCAUUGAUCCAAUCAAGAACCUGAAACUGACUGUAAAUGAGGCUGUAAAGAUGGGAAUUGUAGGUCCAGAAUUCAAAGACAAGCUUCUCUCUGCUGAGCGUGCAGUGACAGGGUAUAGAGAUCCAUAUUCAGGCAAGACGAUCUCUUUGUUCCAGGCCAUGAAAAAGGGACUCAUCUUGAAAGAUCAUGGAAUCCGUCUCCUGGAAGCUCAGAUUGCCACCGGUGGAAUAAUUGACCCAGAAGAAAGUCAUCGUUUACCCGUUGAAAUAGCCUACAAACGUGGAUUCUUUGAUGAAGAAAUGAAUGAAAUUCUGACUGACCCAUCAGAUGACACCAAGGGUUUCUUUGAUCCUAAUACUGAAGAAAAUCUUACCUAUCUUCAGCUUAUGGAAAGGUGUAUUACUGAUCCUGACACUGGCCUUGUGCUCCUGCUACUGAAAGAAAAGAAGCGGGAAAGAAAGACCUCCUCCAAAUCAUCUGUCCGUAAACGCAGAAUUGUUAUUGUAGACCCAGAGACAGGCAAAGAGAUGUCUGUAUAUGAGGCCUACAGGAAAGGGCUCAUUGACAACCAAACAUACCUGGAGCUCUCUGAACAGGAGUGUGAAUGGGAGGAAAUCACAAUGACCUCCUCUGAUGGCACUGUAAAAUCCAUUAUUAUUGACAGAAGAUCAGGUAGACAGUAUGACAUUGAUGAUGCUAUUUCACGCGGACUUAUUGACCAGAAUUCCCUUGAUACAUAUAGAGCUGGGAACCUGUCCAUCACAGAGUUUGCAGACAUGCUUUCUGGAGGUAUGGGAGGCUUCCGUUCACGCUCAUCCUCAUUUGGUUCUACAUCUGGUUCCACUUACUCCACUUCCAUGAGCCCCAUACCCUCCACAAAACCCCCUGCUGUAAUAUGGAAUGACCCAUCAGAAGAGACAGGACCUAUAGCAGGAAUAUUGGACAUAGAUACACUAGAGAAGGUUUCUAUUACUGAAGCUAUGCACAGAAAUGUAUUAGACAACAUUACAGGCCAAAGACUGUUGGAGGCCCAAGCCUGCACAGGAGGAAUACUUGACCCCACGACUGGGGAGAAACUGACAGUUGCUGAAGCUACAGAGAAAGGCUUGGUUGAUAAGGUUAUGGUUGAUCGCCUCAAUCUGGCACAAAAAGCUUUUAAUGGAUUUGAAGACCCAAGAACUAAAGUAAAAAUGUCAGCUUCUCAGGCUCUAAAGAAAGGCUGGUUGUAUUAUGAAGCUGGUCAGCGUUUCCUUGAGGUUCAAUAUUUGACAGGUGGACUUAUUGAGCCAGAUAUUCCAGGCCGAGUGUCUCUGGAUGAAUCCAUCAGAAAAGGAACAAUCGAUGCCCGAACUGCCCAAAAACUAAGAGAUGUCAGUGCCUAUUCAAAAUAUCUAACAUGCCCAAAAACCAAGCUGAAAAUCUCCUUCAAAGAUGCCAUGGACAAAAGCAUGGUUGAAGAAGGCUCUGGUAUGAGGCUUCUAGAAGCCUCCUCACAGUCUAGCAAAGGGCUCUACAGUCCCUACAAUGCCAGUGGCUCUGGAUCUGCAUAUGGCUCUCGGACUGGCUCAAGAACCGGAUCUCGUACAGGCUCUAGGAGAGGCAGCUUUGAUGCUGGCACAGGCUUUAACAUGAACUUCUCAUCCUCCUCCUAUACACCCUCAUCUAGCUACAGCCGCAGAUACUAAUGACCUAUUGCUGUUCCUGAUAACAUUUGAUUAAGAACCAAUAGUACUAAUGCACUUUAUAGAUGCAUUUCUAACAGGAAAAAUAGUUGCUGUAGCGAAAAAGUAAAAAUUAUUUAUUCAAUAUUGCAUGUCAUCAAAUUAAGAUUGCCUUAACAAUGGAUUUCUUUUAUAUAUAUAUAUUUGAACUUUACUUCUGUAAACAAGUGCCUCUUUUGUGAGGAAUUAACCAUGAAUCACUAUGAAUAUGGAAAAAUCAAAUUUAUUUAAUAACAGUUAUUAAGUCAAACUUUUCUAAGACAAAUUCCAAAAGAAAGCAAUGUUUCUGCUGUUUUUAGGUGACCAUAUUCUUUAUUUUUUUUUUUUUUUUUUUUACAAGUGUUCAAUAGAUGUGUACUAGUGCUUUCUAAGACUAAUAUAUAUUAUAUACAUACCAAAAAAAAUACUUUUUUCCACUGCCCAUGUUUCUUGAAAGUUUUAUAGUUGUUUAGUUCAUUUGUUUUGCCUAUUUUACAGCUUUAUGACUAGUAGUAAUGACAAAUUGAAUGUCAACAGAUUUAAUGUUUUUAUCUACAACAUACAGAUGCAUUUGAUACUUUGAAACAUUUGUAUAGAGUAUGUAAUGUUUUCAUAUUAUCUGACAAUAUGUACACUGUACUGCGUAAAUGAGAGCACCAAAUAUACCAGUAAAACACUACAAACUGAACCAUUAUCGAAUGCAUCAUUGAAAGGGACUAUUGUAAUCAACUGAAAAGACUGUUGUUAAUUUGGUUCCACAUUGUCAUUACCUCUGGCAUUUUAUGAUCAGUAGGAAAGUAAGCAUCUUUAUUGUUGUACAAACUGCAAUUUCUGGGUUCCUCAAAUUGAACAUCAGUCAAGUGUUCCUGCCAAAUCCCAAGAUGAUGUCACACUCAGUCCUGCACUCCUUCACCAACCUGCUGCCUGUUUAUUUGAAUUUUAUUGGUAAAUCAAUCAGAGUC
Cyprinodon tularosa is the source of this 19683-nucleotide messenger RNA. RefSeq names its product plectin-like. Gene Ontology annotation, biological process: hemidesmosome assembly; wound healing; intermediate filament cytoskeleton organization. Gene Ontology annotation, molecular function: structural constituent of cytoskeleton; cadherin binding; ankyrin binding. Gene Ontology annotation, cellular component: focal adhesion; perinuclear region of cytoplasm; sarcolemma. NCBI's taxonomy places the organism in Eukaryota, Metazoa, Chordata, Actinopteri, Cyprinodontiformes, Cyprinodontidae. The transcript is spliced from 34 exons. The record is from RefSeq and is a predicted model, not a curated record. The coding region runs from base 488 to 18706 and encodes 6072 amino acids.